AUGAGUGCCAAUGGGUUGCUGCGCAAAGACCAGCUCGAGCUCAGUCUCCACGACGAGAAGAAGUUGAUUGAGGAGGGCAUCCUCAAGGAAGACAACCCUCUCGAUUUCAGCGUCAAUUUCCAGAGACUAUGCGACGCUUGCAGAAGAGGCGACCUCAAACUCUGCCAGGAGAUGAUUCAGGAAGGGGCAAACAUUAAUGCAAAAGAUCAAUACGACUAUACCCCUUUGAUUCUGGCUAGCCUGUGUGGGCAUUAUGAAGUUGUACAGUUAUUGUUAGAAUCCGGCGCAUUGUGCGAACGAGAUACUUUUCAGGGCGAGAGAUGUCUAUAUAAUGCUUUGAACGACCGGAUACGAAAUCUCUUAUUACAAUACGACUAUUCCAAGUCGACUGAUCCUUUACAGCCGUUAGCGUCACAUCUGGUAUCAUUGCUCACCAGGGACCAUCCCAAGACUCAUGACAUUACCGUCGUCACCCCCAGCGAAUCUUUCCGUCUGCAUAAAUUUAUCCUGUCAGCUCGAUCCCCUUACUUCCAGAGCAAACUCAGCCAAUCUCCAGACACCAAACUCUGGAAACCGGCCCCCACCAUCCCUCCACAGUCAUUUGCCAUUGCCCUGAAACAUCUGUAUCUCGGGGAAGUGCCCAGAGAUCUCGGCGGAGGCCCAGGUACCGGGUUCACAGAUUCCGAAAUUUUGGCCGGUGUUGACCGGAUAAGCAAACACCUAGAAAUCCACAAUCUUUCACAGUUAAUCCUGGACAGCAAUGACCGCCGCUUAGCACGACAGCGGCGCCAGGACGAAGUCCAAAGGGGUCGUGACCAACUGGAGCAAUGGUUCCGCGAGAAUGUCUUGAAACAUGCAAUCGAGGUUGAGACUUCACGAGCCGACGACGUCAAAUGGGAUCGUGACAAUGGCAUCUUCGCAGACGUGCUUCUCCGCGCCGACGAGGACGAAGACGAAGAGGAGAUGGGUUCAGACCGGCAACAACUGCAACUAUCUCGAUCCGCCACGAAUGCGCUGGGCAUUCCCCUGGACCAAAAGUCCAAUACAUCGCGCUCCCCUUCCCGCUCCAGGAAACCACGCAAAUCAAAAAUCUACCCUUGCCACAAAGCCAUGCUCAUCCGCUCCGAAUUCUUCACGACCAUGUUUGAAUCCUCUUUCCGCGAAGCCCAGGAUACGCCGCACCUGCAGAUUGUGCCUAUCGACUGCAGCCCUGAGGUCCUGGAAAUCAUCCUGACUUUUUUGUACGCCGAGAGGGCCGAUUUCGGGCUGGAAAUUGCUGUGGAUGUCCUCUUUGCCGCAGACAUGCUGUUUUUGGAGAAAGUCAAGGCGAAAGCGGCCCUCGUGAUCUCUUCGCUCGGCAGUGGAAAUGCCAUGGCGAUGCCGAACGCCACCAUCUCCCCCGAGAUCGCGACGACCGAGACGAACGGCACAACAAACGGAGCCCACCACCACCCUGAAGCAGGCGAGGAGGACCUGGACAUCUACGAAAUCCUGCGCGCCGCCUGGCUCACCCGCGUCCAACGCCUCGAGGAGUUUGCGGCGCGCUACAUCGCCUACCGCCUCGAGUCUUACAUCGACGACCCGGACUUUGCAGAGCUGGUGAAAGAGUCUGCUAGUAGGAUCAGCGCGAGGCAGGAAACGGAUUCGAUUGAACUGUUGGAUGAUAUUCGGUACUACUUGAGCGAGCGAUUCCGGUUGAGGUUCGAGGACUCGGGUCUAGAGGACGUCAUGGACGAGGAGCAGGCCAUCAUGGCCGAGUCGCUCUCGCAGUCACAGGGACAACAAGCGAACGGAGCUACCGGCGACUCAACAACAGCAACAACAACAGCAGCAGCAGCACCUACCUCACUCCCACAAUGGGGUUCCGAAUCGCAACCACCCGACACACUCGCGGCGGACUCGCAGCAGAAGGGAGGAUCACCACAGAUUCCCGACGACGAAGGCGUAGACAUGUCAAUGCCCACACCGGCUCCCGCCGCCGGCGAAGGUUCAGCAUCGUCCCCCGAACCGAACCCUGACUCUGUUGAGGCGCUCCUACAAUCCGGCGCCGUGCGCACCCUCGACGGCGAGCUCGCGGGCGACGAAUUCGCCGCCGACGCCGUCAACUACCAGAUCCUGCUGGGCAAGAUCGACACCCUGCUCGAGCAGUUGAAGUUGGAUGCCUAA
Fonsecaea multimorphosa CBS 102226 is the source of this 2166-nucleotide messenger RNA. RefSeq lists its product as uncharacterized. Gene Ontology annotation, cellular component: ubiquitin ligase complex; cytoplasm. Gene Ontology annotation, molecular function: protein binding. NCBI's taxonomy places the organism in Eukaryota, Fungi, Ascomycota, Eurotiomycetes, Chaetothyriales, Herpotrichiellaceae. The coding region runs from base 1 to 2166 and encodes 721 amino acids. The transcript has 3 exons. The record is from RefSeq and is a predicted model, not a curated record.